This is a messenger RNA of Dreissena polymorpha, 1024 nucleotides long. RefSeq lists its product as uncharacterized. NCBI's taxonomy places the organism in Eukaryota, Metazoa, Mollusca, Bivalvia, Myida, Dreissenidae. The record is from RefSeq and is a predicted model, not a curated record. Bases 104 to 808 code for a protein of 234 amino acids. The transcript is spliced from 5 exons.
UUGGCGUUUGAUAUUUCUUUAGAGCCAGUCGGUUUCUGUAAGCAGCUGAAGCUGUAUUGAACGUUUCAACGUCUGACGUGGAGAAGCUUAUCUUAAGCCAGAAAUGUUUCUUGUAAUCAUUUUAAUUGGAUGCUUUGUUACGGACGCCCUGGGGCAAAAUUGUCCAGCGGACCGCAGGAUAGAUGGGUUCACGUGCGGCGGCGGCCGCGGCUCCAUUGAGUGCCCGACUGGUUCCCAGUGCGUCCUCAGUCCCGGGGGAGACCACCGGUACUGCUGCUGGGAUGCGACAACACCAGGCGCAGCGCCGUGCGAUGACCCGAUGGUGAAUAGCGGUGUAUUCACCCAAUGCACGCCGGGUCAGGACAGCACGUGCCCCGGCUCGUGUCACACGUGCGAGGCGGUAGGGUCUCAGGGGAUGAACAUGGGGCUCUGCUGUCCGCAGGUCACCAGACCCGGAUGUGAGAACAGCAGCCCGGCUUUAGUAGCAUUUGAAGCGGCCCGGCGCAGAAUCAUCGGUAGUCGUGGCGGAACCAGCAUACAGGGAGGAGCAUUUCAAUCACAGGACACGACGGGCUUUCAAAGCGCAACGGAAACGUCGGUAGAGCAACCGACGCGCACCGUGAGUCCAUGUGGAGGCGACACCCGACCAACAGCAUAUUGCGGUUCUGUUAACCCAUGUUCCACCGGGCAACGGUGCGUCGGUAUAGGUUUCGGGCGAGGAGUGUGCUGUCCAGACGCCCUCGGGAUGUCGACCUUCAUGGGGACCGGCGGAAGUGCCCAAGCUUUCUCGCAGCAGUCAAUGUUUUAAACGCCUGUCUCAGGUCAACGUAGCAGCCCAUCAAGAACUUUUAAUAAACAAUCCCUUCCUUCACUGAUGUGGAAGAAUAAAAAGAAUUGUGUACACAACACACUCGUGUGCUUGUCACUGAGCCAUUCCUUGCCCGACUGGUCGACCGUGGCAAUUCAAUUAUUAUAUUCAGAGGCGUGUAAUGAAUAAUUACUUAAUAAACAAUCUCUAUACAAA